Molecule: messenger RNA, 2492 nt
Organism: Saccostrea cuccullata (small rock oyster)
Lineage: Eukaryota; Metazoa; Mollusca; Bivalvia; Ostreida; Ostreidae
Product: delta-1-pyrroline-5-carboxylate dehydrogenase, mitochondrial-like
Exons: 10
Cellular component (GO): mitochondrial matrix
Molecular function (GO): L-glutamate gamma-semialdehyde dehydrogenase (NAD+) activity
Source: RefSeq, a predicted model, not a curated record
GAUAUUACUUCCUAUCAGCCAUUGAGCCCUGAAAUAGACACUGUCCAGAAUUCUGCUGUCUACAGAGGUUGUGAGGGUUUUUGGGCAGCCAUCACUCCAUUCAACUUUACAGCCAUUGGUGGCCAUCUUUGUUCUGCUCCUGCUUUGAUGGGCAAUGUUUGUCUGUGGAAGCCUUCCGACACUGCUAUGCUGUCUAACUACACAGUGUACAAAAUCUACAGAGAAGCAGGCCUCCCUCCUGGUAUUAUUAAUUUCGUGCCAGCAGACGGACCCGUGUUUGGUGAUGUCAUCACAAAAUCUCCCAAUUUAGCAGGUGUCAAUUUCACUGGCAGUGUUAGAACAUUUAAAACUAUAUGGAAAUCAGUUGCCCAAAACUUAGACAGCUACAUUUCAUACCCAAAGUUGAUCGGAGAAUGUGGAGGAAAAAAUUUCCAUUUCAUCCACAAAUCAGCAGAUGUAACAUCAGUAGUUGUUGGUACAAUACGGUCAGCAUUUGAGUAUGGAGGACAAAAAUGUUCAGCAUGCUCACGAAUGUACAUUCCACAAUCCAUGUGGCCAGAGGUGAAGCGGAAAAUGCUGGAUAUCCUCAGUCAAAUCAAACUAGGGUCUGCUUUAGACAACACAGUCUUCCUAUCAGCUGUUAUUGAUGACAAGGCAUUUAAAAGAAUCAAGUCCUAUAUAGACUAUGCAAAGGACUCCCCAAACCUGACUGUGAUAGCGGGAGGUCAGUGUGAUGAUAGUCAAGGUUAUUUCGUAGAACCCACCAUAAUUGAGACAUCGGACCCACAAGAUAAAAUAAUGCAGGAGGAAAUCUUUGGCCCAGUUUUGACUGUGUUUCCAUACCCUGAUGAUGAAUACAUGAAGUACGCUCAACUGGCUACCAAGACCUCUCCAUUUGCUCUGACGGGGGCUGUUUUUGCAAAGGAGCCUAAAGCGAGGGAGGAGUUAGUAGACGCCUUCCAAGACGUGGCAGGAAACUUUUACAUUAAUGACAAAUCAACAGGAUCGGUGGUGGGCCAGCAACCAUUUGGUGGAGAUCGCUUGUCAGGAACCAAUGACAAGGCCGGUGGCCCCUAUUAUCUGACCAGGUUUGUGUCGAUGCAGUGUGUGAAAGAAUCAAAGGUCCCCCUUGAAACUUGGAUGCUGCCCUCUAUGAAGUAAAUCUUCACAAUGAACAUGAAAACAUUCGACUCUCCGGAGUUUUCAAACAGAUGAAAUGUUGUAUCAGUGAUCAGCAUGUAAUGUAACAUUUAUCCGGUAUAUAAACACAUAUCAUAAUUAAGGUGUACAACUCAUUACUCCUAUAAAUUCAUAUUUAACAUAUCUUCAGAUUUUACUGGGGGUAUUAUUAUCUAUUGCAUGUGAGGUGAAGUUCAAGAUCAAUUGAUGCUCAAAGCAUGUGAAUUUAAAAUGAUCUGAAAAAAAUGUAAGUGUAAAACUAAAUGGGUAUUGAUAUCAGAAUCUCAAAGUUAUAUAAUAUGAACCAGUACAAUACAAACUGCUUGAUACUCGCUAUCAAUUUUCAUUGAUACUUUUGUUGAUCAAUAUUAUUUUUUUUCUUUGUUGAAAUCCACAUAUAAUGUUGGGAGUUUUUAACCUGGUUUGUAAUUUUAUGAAUGUGUAUUAUGCAUUUAAAACAUGUAAAUAGCAUGGCAUUUGCUCAAGAAAGAGUGGUUUUUAUUUAUAUUUGUUUUCAUUUUUGUUAGUUAUUAGAUUAUUAUUUGCUUUUGAUAUAGUGCUAAAAUAUAAUUUUAGGAGGCAUAAGUUACAGUGAAAUGUAGAUUUUUUCGUAUCUUUCUUCUACCUCUUAAUUUAUAGAAAUUUACAGUAUUGAGGAAUUUGCAUUACUUAUAGCUCUCAGAUAUAUGAAUUUCCAUCAGUUCAGUGCAUGAAAAAAAUAUGUUCAUUAUACAGAAUUCUGCAAUUCACAUUUUGUUAAAUUAUGUUUUGUAAUAAAAAUGCUUGGAACAUUUUCAAUGUUAACCACGAUCUGCAUAAUACUUUGUGUUAGUUUUUUUUUUUUUUUAUCAGAAGUGUCAUGAACAAGAUUUUCUUUUGAUUGAUAUUUUUUUUUAUUGUUUGCUAAAUGAGUUUGAUACAUUUAUUUACUUUUUUUAUCCCAAUUCCUAUGUCUUAAAAUUCAAGUUGUUUGCCAAAAUCUCACCUGAAUUAAUAUAUUACCUCUGUAGCUCGAUUUUAAAUUAUUGUUUUGUUUUUGUAUCAAACAUCUACAUUAGAUGGAAAUACUAUAUAUUUGUUGCAAGUUUUGUAGCAAUGAAUACAAAUUCUGAUAUUUAUGAGAUUAUGUUUUAUUUUUGCUGCACGUGCUUCAAGCAUCACAUUAUCUGUUGCAGAAUCAUAUUGAAAUGAAAUAUGAACAUGUUAUUGUUUUUUCUUUGUGUGUUAGCAAAAGAAAGAUUUUUGGAUUGAACUAGAAAAAAAUACCUGCUGGAAACAUCAACACAAAAUUGAAUGUUGGAUUUAAUGUGAUA